AGAGCUAUAGAGGAGAAUACACGCGCGCCUAUGAAGUUGAUCACCACAAAACCGACUACUCGAUCGGACUGGAUUUACAAUCUUAAAAUAAUGAGGAAAAAUAACGUUUAUCUCGGGAUUUAAGCGUUUUUUUCAUUGAUGGAAAGAUUAAAAUCCCUGGGGAAAUGAGAAGCAUCCGGGAAUGGAAACAGGCAGCGAUUUGGCUGUUUGGUUUCUUUGUAUUAUGGAACAGAGUUGGAGCUCAAAUUCGCUACACAAUACCUGAGGAACUAAAGGAAGGAUUUGUUGUUGGAAACGUUGCAAAGGACAUUGGUCUGGACAUUUCAGAUAUCGCUAAUCGUAAAUUAAGGAUAGCCUCUGAUUCUAGUACGCAAUAUUUCAGUGUGGAUACAAGAAAUGGUGAGCUUCUAGUUAAUGGUAGAAUAGACAGAGAGGCACUCUGUGGACAAAGCGGCAGUUGCCUGAUGCCAUUGCAAAUUGUUGUAGAGAAUCCAUUACAGCUACAUCGUGUUGACAUAGAAAUACAGGAUAUAAACGACAAUGCACCGAAUUUUCACACAAGAGAUAAUGUAUUGAAAAUUGCCGAAUCAGUAGCUCUUGGCGCAAGAUUUCCAUUUGAAAGUGCCGAGGAUUUAGAUGUUGGUAGCAAUAGUCUCAGUUCUUAUUCUUUGAGUAAUAACGCAUUUUUCCGUUUAAAUGUGAAAAUCCUUGAAGAUGGUAAGAAAGUACCAGAACUGAUAGUUGAUAAACCACUUGAUCGAGAGAAACAGUCUGUGCACAAGCUCAUUUUAACAGCAUUAGACGGUGGUAAUCCAGUGAAAUCGGGAACUAUAUUGAUACACGUAAUCGUUGAAGAUAUUAAUGAUAAUGAGCCCAAAUUUGAGCAAUCGCAGUAUAAAGUGUCUGUGCUGGAGAGUAUUCCUUUUGGAUCAAGUGUCUUAACUGUAAAAGCCACUGACUUAGAUGAAGGACCUAACGGUAAUAUACAGUAUUUUUUCGGUGCACAUACAUCAGAUCCCGUGAGGAAAUCUUUCAAUAUCGACGCUGAAACGGGAGAAAUUACAGUGAUUGGAAAGCUGGAUUACGAGUUAAUAAAAUUAGUCACGUUUGAUGUCUGCGCAAAAGACAAAGGAAGUCCAAAGCAGGAGGGCCAUUCUUCAGUGAGGCUGAACAUUAUUGAUGAGAAUGACAACAUUCCAGAAAUUAUUUUAACAUCUUUACCAAGCCCAGUUUCAGAGAAUGCAUCAGUUGGUACUGUAGUGGCUCUAAUCAACGUAAAGGACUUGGACUCUGGUAAUAAUGGUAAAGUAAAUCUUAAUAUCUCUGGUCGCAGUCCUUUUAAACUAAAACCAGCAUUCGAUAAUCAUUAUUCUUUGGUAACUGACACACAUUUGGAUCGUGAAGUCAAUGCAGAAUACAACAUAGAAUUAGUAGCCGCAGACGCUGGUGUACCAUCCUUAAAAACUAUGAAAACUGUAAAUGUGAAAGUGCUUGAUGUGAAUGACAACCCUCCAAUAUUCUCACAAUUCUCAUACAUAGUGUAUAUAAAGGAAAAUAGCCCACCAGGUGCUUCAUUGUUUUCUGUAUCUGCGUCUGAUAUUGAUCAAGACAAGAACGCAAUACUCACAUACUCAAUUCUAGAUUCAAGUACAAAUCAAGUUCCAGCAUCAUCAUAUUUUUAUAUUAAUUCUGAGAAUGGAACAAUUUACAGCAUGAGCUCAUUUGAUUAUGAGAAAAUGAAACUGUUCAGUGUUGUAGUUCAGGCUAAAGACCAUGGCUCUCCAUCUCUGAGCAGCAACGCCACAGUUCAUGUGUUUAUUCUGGACCAGAACGAUAAUGUCCCGGCUGGUAUUUACCCCUCAACAUCCAUGGGGUCUAUUUCUCACCAGAGGAUGCCCCGUUCUGCUAAAGCAGGACAUCUUGUAACUAAAGUAACAGCAGUGGACGCUGACUCGGGUCACAAUGCCUGGCUUUUUUACAGGCUCGCAGAGGCCACGGACGCGUCUCUGUUCAGUGUGAAUUUACAUACGGGAGAGGUGAGGACUAAGCGCUCUGUUUCAGAGCAGGAUGACUCCUCACAGAGACUGCUGAUUGAAAUAAAGGAUAAUGGAGAGCCGGUGCAGUCCACCACAGUCACAGUGGAAAUACUAAUAGAGGACGGGUUUCACGAGCCCAUUUCAGACUUAAGAAAGAUCAGACCGGAAGUCGACAAGAAAACCGGCAAAAUUACAUUAUAUCUAAUCAUCUCUUUGGCUUCUGUCUCCUUGUUGUGUCUGAUGACGUUUUUCAUCUUACUGGUGAAAUGUGCGCGAGGCAGUAGAGGCAGCUCGAGCUGCUGUUUGAGUCGCACACAUUCUGGAUAUAACAAUCCCAACAGAAACCUUCAGAUCCAGCUCAACACUGACGGGCCCAUUAAAUAUGUGGAGGUUCUGGGAGGAGACAUGAUGUCUCAGAGUCAGUCUUUUGGGUCCUAUCUCUCUCCAAUGUCAGAAUUCAGUGAUUUGACCCUCGUUAAGCCUAGCAGCACCACAAACUUCACAGACACGCUAAAUGUGCUUGAUGCGUCAUUACCAGACAGCGCGUGGAUAUUCGAGAGCCAACAGCAAAAUCCACCAAACACUGACUGGCGAUUUCCCCCAAACCAGAGGCCUGGACCUAGUGGCCAACACAGGUUCCACACCUUGCAGCAGAGAUGGACUCCCUACGAGAAGUCCAGAGCUGGAGCUCGUCCUGAAGACACAGGUGCCGUUGCUGGUGUGAUUGCAGGAACAGGACCAUGGCCCAACCCCCCUACUGAUGCUGAACAGCUCCAGGCUCUGAUGGCGGCAGCAAACGCAAGUGAAGCCACUGCAACUCUCGGCCCACGCUACAAUCCACAGUAUGGCCCUGACUACCGUCAGAACGUCUACAUCCCAGGCAGUACCGCCACCCUCACGGUCAACCCUCAGCAACAGAUACCACAGCAGGCCCUGCCUCCUCCCCAGGCCCUGCCCCCCAUUGAAGCCCCCAAGUCAGCUCAAACGCCCGCCAGCAAGAAGAAGCCUAUGAAGAAAGACAAGAAGUAAGACAAGUGGAAGCACUGUCAGAGCUGCAAAAUUCUGUUCCUGGAAUCUGAGCAUCUCUCCUAACUAUAUGUCUUUUAAUCCACAAUCUUGGUUAAAGAAUGCAAAAAUCCCUAGGUUUAAAGAUAGCGUUCACAUCUGUGGUAUUCGUUGUUGUUUAUAAUUUUUUUUAUUUAUUGUGUUUUUGAUGGUACUACGGUAUCUUCAUCAGUAACCCAAGCUGAGUAUUUCUUACCCUCUUGCUUAAACGGGACCUGAUCGACUAAGCAAGAAGAGAUGCGUUCAGAUUCCAUUAGCUCUUUCUUUGACAGAUAACUGUCCUGUAAAUAGUAUUACUAAAACAAGAAGAAAACAAACAUUUCUUCUUUAUUUUUUUCAAUAUUUCAUGUUAUUGGCUUUUACGUGUUCUUUUCAGAGCAAAGUAGAUGCUUCUUGUGGUUACAAUAAUGAAAUAUUGUUAGAAUUUUUAAGGAGAUGUGCCACAACUCUCACCUUGACUGGGAAAGUAUGAGUAUUGGGCUGAACUAUGCAUUGCAAAGGAGAUAAUUAAAAAAAGAGGGAACACACUAAUAAUGAUUGAAAUUAUUUUCAGAGUAAGAGAAUGCAUUUGCAUUGUCUAAAAGUAGAGGGUGAAACAUUGGACUGUUGGCAUUGUAUUUCAACUUAAUAGCCAGAAUAUCAGAGCUGAAUGUUUGGUUAACAUAGUUUUACAUUUCAUUGUUAUUAUUUCCUGUUAGUGUAGUAUAUGAUUCCUUUGGGAUUGCAUUCAGUAAUCUAAACAGUGUUAUCAAACCUUGGAAAAGUUGGCUGAUUUCCCAGCCUUCGUAAAGUCCAUGUUAGAGAAUCUGUUGGUUCACAGUGAAUGAGGUUUUUGUAUAAUGCUUAAGGAAGUGGACUGGUGAGGUCUUUGUACACUGACUUGUGUUUAAGUUUGUCAAAACGUAAAGACAAGAUGGGAACAUCUGAUAGACUGCCAGGGAAAGAAAUGGCACAUGGUGACCAUAAUGGCUGAAAUGGACAUCAGCAAACCAAGACAGUCAAACUUUGUAUUGUUGAGAUGGCAGUUAAAAUGAGAAGCACAGAUUGAGUAAUGAUUAACUUAAGGGUCAUUCAGACUAAAUGCAUGCUUGCAUUACAAAUGCUAGAUCCAUAACACCUUAAAAGGUUUUGUUGGCAUCUAAAAAAACCCCACAGUGCUUCUGCGCCAGAUGAUUAAAAAGUUAGAUGCGGUGCAACUGUCAAAAAUGUCCAUCUGGCAACAACGCAAAAAUGUGUGUACGGUGUGAAUGGCCCCUUAGACGCUACACUGUCUUGAAUGGAUCCCACAUUGAAAAGGAAUUCUAUCCAUUGUUCUGCACCAACCUUUACCACAGUGUAUAUAAAAUGUGUAACCUGUCUUUACAAACAUUAGAGCCACAAGGGCUGGCCAUUACAGGAAUGUUUCAGUAUUUAAAAAAAAAAAAACAUAAAAAAAAAAAAAAGAGAAUAGACAAAAAGAAAGUGUAGUAUUGUAGGACAAAACGCUUCAAGAUCAUUGACUAACCAAACUGUAUAUAUUACUCAAACUUCUGAAGACACACAAUCAUAGCUUAAGGCUUGUGGAGUCAGUGCAUAUUUUUGUGUUUCCUCCCCAAUUAAACUUUAUUUCCUUUUCUCCAAUCAACUAAACUUUUAAAGAUAACAGAUGAUACUUACUGUCUUUAGAGUACCCCUCCCCACAUUUUACUGUACUUUUCUGUGCUUGUAUUUCCAAUCAGUCUGUAAUGAUACUGGAAUGCCACCCCUGUCUGACUAUGAAUAGCUAUCUAUAUAUCUAUAAAUGUCUGUCUGCUGCUUGGCUACCUUUCUGUAUUUGACUGUGAUUCCUUUUAAGAAAUGCUUAGCACCUCUUGUUACACUUUUAUUUGAUAUGCUAAUAUUUAUAUUGCUGUUGAUUUAUGUUUUACUUUAUUAUUGGGACACUUACAUUUUAAAUAAAAUUUUGUCAGAACUCAC
Xyrauchen texanus (razorback sucker) is the source of this 5057-nucleotide messenger RNA. Its product is annotated as protocadherin gamma-C5-like. The transcript has 6 exons. Gene Ontology annotation, cellular component: plasma membrane. Gene Ontology annotation, biological process: homophilic cell-cell adhesion. Lineage: Eukaryota; Metazoa; Chordata; Actinopteri; Cypriniformes; Catostomidae. The coding region runs from base 165 to 3065 and encodes 966 amino acids. Gene Ontology annotation, molecular function: calcium ion binding. The record is from RefSeq and is a predicted model, not a curated record.